Sphaeroforma arctica JP610 is the source of this 1774-nucleotide messenger RNA. RefSeq lists its product as hypothetical. The annotation marks the transcript as partial. The transcript is spliced from 12 exons. Gene Ontology annotation, cellular component: cytoplasm; actin cytoskeleton; myosin complex. The record is from RefSeq and is a predicted model, not a curated record. NCBI's taxonomy places the organism in Eukaryota, Ichthyosporea, Ichthyophonida. Gene Ontology annotation, biological process: vesicle transport along actin filament; actin filament organization. Gene Ontology annotation, molecular function: actin filament binding; microfilament motor activity; ATP binding.
GUCCGAUGACAGCUAUCGAUGCACACAAUGACUAACAAUGGACGGGUUGUGACUUGGCAUCCAGAUUCGCCAUGAGAACGAUACUGUUGCAACAUGUGCCCACCAUAAGGGAGUGUGGUCCUGUUCGUGCUGUGUUGUACUCGCCCGUGUUCACGCUCUGUGAAUUACUACACAGACACACUGCCACACAACUCAAUAAAAUCGUCAAGAAGGUGGAGGAGAUAACCUUGGAUAACUGCCUGCGCAUGAGCAGUGACAGUGUCAGAGGAGUUGAGGACAUGUCGGCCCUCACAGACAUGCACUUGGAAGCCAUUCUGCGCAACAUCUGUGUCCGUAUGCGCGAACAGAAGAUAUAUACGUUUGUGGGAUCAAUUGUGAUCGCCAUGAACCCCUACAAGACGAUUGAGGGUAUGUACACAGACGAGAUGCGGAAUCAAUAUGCUAAUGCACGACUGGGUGACUUACCACCGCACGCGUACGCCAUCUCCAGGGAAGCGUACUGCCGCCUGCAGGAGAAGGCAGAGAACCAGGUAGUGCUGAUAAGUGGCGAGUCUGGUGCGGGUAAGACGGAGACAGCUAAGAUACUAAUCCAACACCUGUCGAUGAUGUGUGGGGGUGGGGUGGGCCAUAUCCUACAACAGAUUAAGGAUUCGUCACCGCUGUUAGAGUCUUUGGGCAACGCUAAGACCGUGUACAACAAUAAUAGUUCGCGAUUUGGAAAGUUCAUCGAGAUUCAAUACGACACACGCUAUCAGAUCAACGGCGCCCGAACCUCGGAUUAUUUGCUGGAGAAGUCCCGCGUCACUAAACAGAACAAGGGCGAGCGCAACUUCCACAUCUUCUAUCAGCUGGUACGAGCCACUCCUCCGCAACUCAAAGAGAGAUUCCAACUGGGCCAGUGCGAAGACUUUCACUACCUCAACCAGAGCGGGUGCACAGGAGUGGACACUAUCAAAGACGACAAGCACUUCGCAGAGUUCCAGCAAUCCAUGACCAUUCUCAACAUGGCGCCACAGGCACAGACUGAUCUGCUAGCCAUUUUGGCGGGAAUCCUGCAUCUGGGCAAUGUGUCCUUCACCAACAAAGCAGGUGCCAAGGUGGCGGAUAGGCAAGCGCUUGUCAUAGUCGAAGAUCUGUUAGGCGUCAGUGCCUGCGCUCUGGAGUCAGGGCUGACAACCAAAACGCUCAUCAUGCGUGGUGAGAAGGUGGUGUCUAACCUCAGCGUGGACCAAGCAGCGGAUAGCAGAGACGCCCUGGCUAUGAACCUGUAUGCAGGCCUGUUCAAGUUUGUGGUGGGACAUAUCAACUCGGUCAUGAUGAGCGGGGAGAAGCAGUUCAUUGGGGUGUUGGAUAUAUUUGGGUUCGAGAACUUCGAAGUAAACUCGCUGGAGCAGUUCUGUAUCAACUACGCCAACGAGAAACUGGCGCACUAUUUCAACAACCACAUCUUUGGCAUGGAACAGGCCGAGUACAAGCUCGAGGGCAUCAGAUGGGAUGCCAUUGACUUCAAAGACAACUUGCCCUGUUUGGAACUGAUUGAGGCACGCAUGGGAGUGAUAGCCCUACUCGACGAGGAGAGUCGAUUCCAAAAGGCCACCCCCGACACACUGAUAGAAAAGCUCAAGCAGAACCACAACAAGCACAGCUACUUCAGUGAGCAAAGACUGCGUAAGGAUGCGUUUGGAGUGGUGCACUAUGCCGGCACUGUGGUGUACGAUGUGAACUCGUUCUUGGACAAGAACCGAGACACGUUCAAAGACGACCUCCUGGAGGU